AUGAAAGAAUUCACGCCACACAACGGCGGCGUUCUUCUCAUCGACGAGGCAUACCAGCUCGUUGCUCCACACGCGAGCGUGCUGGGGACACGGAUCCUCGACCUCAUCCUCAAACUCAUGGAAGACAACAUCGGUAAAAUGGUGCUGAUCUUCCUCAGUUGCAAAGAUGAAAUGGAGGUGUUUUUCGAACACAACCCGGGUCUCACUAGUCGGAUUCCAUGGGUUCUUGAUUUCGCCGACUCUACCAAGGUAGAACUCUGGACUAUUCUCAAGCCUAGUAUCGAGAAACAGUAUCACAGGAAAAUGAUGAUUGAGGGUGGAUAUGGUGGCCUGCCCAUGAAAAUCGCCAUCAAGCGUCUUGCAGAAGGACCUGGUGAUAGAGCCUUCGGCAAUGCAAGGGCAGCCCACAGCCUCCUCGCCCGGAUCGCGCGACGACAGAGUCAGCAGUUCGUCCAAGUAAAGAAAGAUUCUCCCUCGACGGACCAAACUAUCUAG
This is a messenger RNA of Aspergillus chevalieri, 495 nucleotides long. RefSeq lists its product as uncharacterized. The transcript has a single exon. Lineage: Eukaryota; Fungi; Ascomycota; Eurotiomycetes; Eurotiales; Aspergillaceae. The coding region runs from base 1 to 495 and encodes 164 amino acids. Gene Ontology annotation, molecular function: ATP binding. The record is from RefSeq and is a predicted model, not a curated record.